Molecule: messenger RNA, 201 nt
Organism: Penicillium angulare
Lineage: Eukaryota; Fungi; Ascomycota; Eurotiomycetes; Eurotiales; Aspergillaceae
Exons: 2
Coding region: 1-201 (66 amino acids)
Biological process (GO): protein secretion
Source: RefSeq, a predicted model, not a curated record
AUGGCUGCCUAUCUCAUUUCUCGGGUAGCCGAUCCUCUCUUCGCAAUUACGAUGGGCGUCGCUGCUUCCAUGUCCCGAAUUCGCCGCGAUCAGCAAGAAAAGAACCCCGAGAAAGCAUCUCAAAUUGGGUACGGAACCGUGGUACAGCUUGGCCAGCAGCGACUCCAGCGAUGGUGGAACGGGGACUUCAAAGAUAUUUGA